GUCAGGCAUAGGGGAACCCACACCCGCGUUCCGCCCCGCCCCGGCCUGACUGAACCCUGUGCGCGCCCACCUACUCGAACAGAAGGCAAGACGCGAGGAUACCGAGGAAAAGAAAGGAAACGGAACGGGAAACAUAGCAGAUAAGUAAAAGCGAUCAGUGCAUUCAACCCUCUAUGUCGCAGGCUUACACAUACGAAGCUACAGACCCAAAACAAACUCGUAUACAUAUAUUGUGAGUGUGUGUUUGUGUGUAUUAAACGUGUGCGUGGCAAGCAAGUAACCACCAACCAACAGAGAGAAAGACGUUGAUGAUAAUGUAAACAGUAGAAAAUCAUAGUUGGAGUUCGUGUCGGGCCAGGAAGAUUGCUUUGAGGGACGACAGGAAUGGCUGCCCCGCGUCCUGCCGAGCCGCGGAGGGCGUGAGGCGGAGGACGGAGCGAUGGGCUGCCGGCGGGGAGCUGCGAGGCGCGAGAGGCGGCACCCGUAAGGCCGCCCCUCCCGCCGCCGGCCCACACACGCCUCACCAACACAUUCCCACGCCUCAGCCUCUCCCCGCGCCCUCUGCAGGCGGGUGAAGAUGGCUGAGCACCGGGGCAGCGGGCUGGUGCGGGGGCUGAAGAUGGUGAUCACGUUCGCCUUCAGCCACGUGGGUCUGUGUGCCUUCGUCGCCGCCUACACCGUCGCCGGCGCCUUCCUCUUCCGCGAGCUGGAGCAGAAGCACAUCCUGCCCCACCACGACUCCAACACCUACCAAGCCGCCCUCCUCCGCGACCUCCACAACAUUACUGAGCGGAUGGUGGGCGAGGUGGUUGGCGGCGGCGGGGAGGGUUGGCUGGAGGCCCUCAACGCGACGGGCUGGCACGAGGAGGUGAGGGAGGUGCUGGAGGAGUACGAGAAGAAGGUGGUGGAGGCCGUGGGGAACCAGCUGUACGACCAGGGCCCCGACGAGCAGCGGGAACGAUGGAAUGUGAUCGGCUCUCUCUUCUACUGCGUCACCGUCAUCACUACGAUAGGCUACGGAAAUGUCUCGCCCAAAACGUGGAAAGGCAAAGUAGUGACGAUCUUCUACGCGAUCAUCGGCAUUCCACUCAUGCUGCUCUGCCUCACCAACAUCGGCAACGCCAUGGCCACCUCCUUCAGGUUUAUGUACCGGCGCGUGUGUUGUGCCUGCUGUCGCCGCCACCAGGAGGAGGAGGACACGCCCCUCACCAACCCGACCAACAGCAGCGGUUCCGCUGAGGCCGCCGAGCCCGCGCCCUACACGCCGCCGCCCAAGUACAAGCCCAGCCGCCGCAACAUGCUCAUCUCGCCCCCCAUCUCCGCCACCAUCCACCGCGGCUCGGACAACCCCCUCAAGCCCCCCAUGCUCGAGUCCCCCUCCAACCCCUCCUCCAAGGCCUCCACACCCAGACCGGCCGGGCAUAGAGCCCUCCAAGCUGAGCUCAGCCUCACGGACAUGGAGGCUAACCGCAUCGUGGCUGAGUGCGCCGCCUACACCAAGACUCCCGUGCCCGGCAUGAUCAUCCCCCCCUCGCCUGAACAUUCCCAGAAUGACUGCCACGACUAUGAGAUGCUCCCGCCCAGCACCCGCCUCUCCCCUACCGCCACCAGCCGCCCCACGCCCGAGCACUCCACCCCGUCCACGCCGCUCAGCAAGGACGCGCCCGUCGAGUGGUCGGAGCCCAAAGAAAAUGGCGGACCACACAUCAUCAUCGAGGAACACUUCAACACCCCGCCCUCCAACUCCUCGACGCGGCCGGGCUCCCCCGCCCUCACCAACUCCACGCACCACGCCUCCAGCAUGUCCCUGGGCGUUAGUAGCAACGUGAGCCGCCCCUGGCCGCCAUCCACGCCCGGAGGAUUAAUGCCUUACGUUAAUGAGGCCGAUGAAGCGCCGCGGCCGCGUGCAGGAGAUCGGCCGCCGCGCUCUCCCGGUAAGACACUCGUUGUAUAUAACACACUUUCUGGCGACGCCCUUCUAGAGCAGAGCAAAGUGGCGCGAAGAAUGGCCCUCAUGAACAAGGGCGGCUUCGCACAGGCUCGUACAGACGCUACCACAGUCUUCACGGAUCCGAUCUCCGGCCAGGCGGUGAACGGGGACAUGCUUGGCCUCAGCUACCGCCCCAUCCCACCUGACACUUCAGACGCAGACAACCGCGUGCCCAUUCCCAUCGUGCUUGCCUUCGUGGCGUCAUACAUAGGCGUCGGGGCGCUGCUCUUCGGCUGGCUGGAGGGUUGGUCGAUGCUGGAUGCCGGCUACUUUUGCUUCAUCACCCUCUCAACUAUAGGCUUUGGGGACUUCGUGCCUGGCAAGUCUUUGGGUUACGAGACCCAGGAAGCUCAAAUCAAGUUGGUAACGGGCUCUAUGUACCUCAUGUUCGGUCUGGCCGUGCUCGCCAUGUCCUUCAAUCUAGUGCAGGAGGAGGUGGUCAUCAAGUGCAAGGCCUUCGCUUUCUGGAUCGGCCUCAUUAAGGAGUGAUGCCGUGCACCGCCACAACCCUGGACUGUCACUUGUGAUGACAGACAACCCAUUGUGAUUCUAGUAUAUAUUGACCAUAUUACGUAUGUUAAGUUGGCCCAGUCUAAUUCUCCAAGGCUGAGUUGCAAGAUUGAGGUGUUGAGUCUAUUAUUUACUGUUAGUCAUUUACCUGACACGGCGUUUGGAGCAUUGAGGGGCCUGCAUGGCCCUUAUGGAAACUGUGAUUGCAAGAUAUUUCAAAAUUUCCAAAUGCACUGGAAUGCAAUAUCCUAUUAGAAAUUGGCAUUGCAUUAUAAAGAAGCCUAGUGUAACACUGUAAGACAUUACUAUUCACAACAUGUCUCUUUGGCAAUGCCAUGCUAGAUCAAGGCAAAGGUUAUGCCUCGCUCCACUAACGAGGUUUCCACGCAGGCACUCACCUCACUGUCAGCACCGGAUCGUUCAGGACCCAAGACCUCUGGCUGUGAUAACUUUCCUUGCUGCUCUGCUUAGGCUGCCACUGAACAGGUUCCGUAGUGUUUCCACUAACAGUGUACACUGCAUAAGCACUGUUCUCCAUGCUCUCUUUACAACAAAUACUCUAAUAAAAAUUUACUGAUGACAUCAUGUCUAUCAGACAAUACCAGUCCACUGCCCUGUAGAGCUUACCUGGAUUUUGCUAACAUAAUAACCACAAACUGAUGUUACAGUUUAUAAGGCUUGCAUUUCUAAGCUAGUAUUCAGAUAGUCACAGGAAUGUUUUGACAUUUUCCUCCCCCUCAGCUGUCACUAAACUUGUGAUGUGUAAUGCAUUCCCUGGGCAAAUAAGAUUUUUUUUUGUAUGAUUGAUGAAUUAUAACAUUUAAUAACAAAGUUGCUUUAAAAAUUGUAUAAUCAUGAGUUAAAAGGAAUGACACACAUUUUCAAACCCGCAAAUGUCAAGCUUUUUUUCUCAGUUUCAACAUUGUCAAACUCCAUCACACUGUCUCUUGUCAGCACAGUAUGCAGUUAUACAAGCAGUGUGACAACCAGUUGGUUGAAUCUGUAGAUCAAAUGAUUCAUGACGCAACAAAUCUUCAGUAUUAAUUUUACUCCUUACUAAAGGCCACAGCUAAGUACAUCACACCAAAAACGCCCCAAAUUUUGAUACAACUGAUUAAUUCUAGUUUGAUAUUCAUGCUACCAAGGGAAUGAUUCAUAGUGCUACUGAGGAUGUUUUCACCUUUAACCCCAAUGACUUAAUACAUCCCAAGGCCCACAGUGCUACACCACUAGAGCCCAAACACUCAGUACUUUGCUAACCUGUCCUCCACUGCCCAGUUACAAGGUUGCUGCUGUAGUAGUGCUUCACUCAACUGCCUUGCCCUCUUAGUUAGCCUGACUAGCUGUAAUGCAACAAUAUACACUUUACUGUUAUGAUAGCGGUUUCUUUCCAUGUAUUAGAUUGUUAUGAAUGUUAGUCAUUAUGGAUAUAUGAUCACAUUUUUACUUUUUCCAUUGUUGUUGGAUGUUUAUAUUUCUGUACAUAAGUUAAAGUAUUGGGAUUUCACUCUGUGUGUGCAUGUUAUCCCUACAUAGUCAUCACCCUGCACUGCCCCUCACCACUGAAAGCCUCCUGUUUGUCCACAUCACUGGUCAUGUUUGUAAUAAGUAUUUUCAUUAAAACUUGUUAAUGUGUAAAAAAAAAAUCUUUUAUUCACUCCCAAACUAGCUGCCUCUUACAUUCAAUUUUCAAAAGUAUACUUAAUUAAGAGUUAGUUAAAUAAAACUUUUCAGACCAAUGCAGGCCGUGUACCGUAUGUAACUUCAAUACAUAAAAAAAAAAAUUGGCUUAAGUUCAAAAGUUUGCAAGGAAUGUCAAAUGCUUCUUUAGGUGUGAUGCUUUCCAUGCACAGCCAAACAUUGCCUUGAACUUGAAAUUAAAAAGGGAUAUUUAACUUGUUUCAUUCAUGUUGCCUUCAAAAUCUCUUCUAGUAUUAUCCACUUCCAUAUCAACAUAUCAGAGAGGAUCACCACACUGGGCCAUCUCCUCACUGCAUUAACAGCUGCCUUGCAUGGGCCUACCAGCCUCUUGUGGUCUCAUGUUGUUGUCUAUUUCUUUUCAUCAACUACAGCAUCAUUCCUUUCAAUUAGUGUUUUUUAACUCAUGACUAGGAUUUUACUGAUGGAGAAACAUACUAUUUUGCCAUGGCUAUCCCUCAUGGGAAGUUCAUGGAAAGAAAAGGGUAUCUGAGCUAAAGAGUUCAUAUAUUUUGAACUUUUCAUUCCUUAUUCUAUUUUACAAACUAAAUAUAUAUAUUCUUAAACAUAUUUGGCUCCUCUUAUCCUUUACCCUUCCUGUCUGUGCUGGGCAAGCAGUUCACCUGCAUAUCACUAGGACAGCGCACAGCCCCAUUCAUAGUAACCCAUUGGUGACACGUCUGAGAAAACCUUUAAAGCUCCAACCAGUUUUCUAUAAUUUGCACCCUACCAAUGCUAAGGCUGUCCAUUUACCUGAAAACAAGUUUAUAUUUUGUUAAUUGUCCAGCACUAAAAGAACUCUUACUUGUACUGACUUAGUCCUCUGCAUUUAUACUCCUAUAAAAUGUCAUAAGCAGUGCCUUCUUAUACUUGGCAUGAGAUAGAUCUCCACACAGCAAAUUCAAGAGGUUCAUCCCCUCCCUGUGAUAUCAGGGUCUGGGUAUUCUGGUGUGUGUAGUGGAGUGCCAUUCCACUGAGCAAUCUUUCUUCCACUGACUGUAAAUUUUGCCUCCCAAGGCUCAAAUUAUAAGGGGGAAAUGGUUGUGAUGGCUUACACACAAAAAAAAUAGCUAUUCAAAGGAAGUUUUAUUUGUUAUGCAAUGCUUGGUAAAAAUUGCAAUGGUAGAUCAGUUAUAUCACUGAGAAAAGAAGAUGGCCUUGUUGUAAUAACAAUAAAAAAUAUUUCCAUCACAUACGUAGAGGGCUGUCGUCAGUCACCAUGCUUUGUGAUCAAAGGAAACUUUAAGACGAACCACAGUGAGAGAGCAGUGAACAAUAAACCUGUAAAAUAAAUACUGUUGAAUGCCUGAUGAUAUAAACCUAAUGCAUAAUGCUUUUUUUACAGUCACAGGUUCCUUAUACUGCUUGUAAGAUGUUGAACUGUGAUGCAAAGGAAAACUGCUUAAAACAAAAAUACACCAAAAUCUGAAUUAUGGCAAAUGUCCUUUCAAAAAUUAAAAUGCAUACAUAUAAUGCAUGUUAACUAGUCAAUAAGUUUAGUUAUUUGACCAAAGCUACCAUUUUCUUGAUGUUGAAAUCCUUCACCAUGAUGAGGAUUUAGCUAACAGAAAGUAACAUUUUGGAAACAUUAACUUGACCAAGCUGAGGUAGCCAGCAUGGCUAGACUGGAGACCAUACUCUAGUCAGGAAACAUCAGUGUUCCUUCCCAUGGUUCAUUCAAACCACUUAUAUUAAAGGGAGGGAAGGGAAGGGGGAGGUGAGAUUUCCUUAUACAUACUCCACUAUCCACCAAACAAUUGCUCUUCUUCAAUAUAGCAUUGUACAACGUCCCCUAAUGCCGAUUCUCUAAAUGGGUCUAUGAUACAGGAAACAUUGUAACAAAAAAUUUGGUAACAUCCUUAGAUCGUUUCAAAUGAAAUAUGAGUUAUGUACAAGACAUGAUAUUGAUAACUUGAUGCAAUACAGCUAAGUGCACAUAGUAAUACAUACUGUAGUAAUCUGCACCAAGACACUGACUGACUGGUAAGUUCCACUAAGACUUCUGCUUUGGUCAUCAAUCAAAACAGUGUAAGUGAUAUAACAAUAAUCCUAAAUUUGAAUGACACUGAUGGAUAAAAUUUCCAGUCCACCACUUCCACCGGUGAAGGAAAAAGCUUACAGUCCACAAUCCCCAAGAGUGUCCAAAAAUGCAUUCCUGUCGAGUGUCAAUGGAUGCUCUGUCAAGUGGCGUGAUUAUGAUUCUUGGCAUCACAUGUAAAAGGUUUUGCCACACCUUAAGGUAUUAUAGCAGCAGCAUGUGCGUAGCCCGUCUGAUUGAGUGAACAUAAGGUGGAAUCACAGUUGUAUCUACAAACCCUGUUUAACAGUUUAGUAUGUAAUGACUCUUUUGAUAAAUUGCAUAAAAUCUUCCACUUCUGACUAAAUAGUUUAUGCAAGACCUAGAACAGAAAAUUCCAAAAACAAAAUCACUCCAAGGACACUCCACACUACACACCUUCCAACCUUGACAGUUCACUCCUGGAUGACACUGUUUUGCUCACACUUCUAAGCCAUCACACACACAUCCUCUAGCAGGCAUACACACAUGCGCACACAACACAAGCACGAACACACACACAUUCACGCACGCACACA
This is a messenger RNA of Eriocheir sinensis (Chinese mitten crab), 6793 nucleotides long. RefSeq lists its product as uncharacterized. NCBI's taxonomy places the organism in Eukaryota, Metazoa, Arthropoda, Malacostraca, Decapoda, Varunidae. Gene Ontology annotation, molecular function: potassium ion leak channel activity. The record is from RefSeq and is a predicted model, not a curated record. The transcript has 7 exons. Gene Ontology annotation, biological process: potassium ion transmembrane transport; stabilization of membrane potential. The coding region runs from base 578 to 2479 and encodes 633 amino acids. Gene Ontology annotation, cellular component: membrane.